This is a messenger RNA of Ceratotherium simum simum (southern white rhinoceros), 1408 nucleotides long. RefSeq names its product Spi-C transcription factor (gene SPIC). Gene Ontology annotation, molecular function: DNA-binding transcription factor activity, RNA polymerase II-specific; sequence-specific DNA binding. The record is from RefSeq and is a predicted model, not a curated record. Gene Ontology annotation, cellular component: nucleus. Gene Ontology annotation, biological process: regulation of transcription by RNA polymerase II; cell differentiation. Lineage: Eukaryota; Metazoa; Chordata; Mammalia; Perissodactyla; Rhinocerotidae.
GACAGUUCUGUCUUAACGAUUCUGAUAUUAAUGAGACAUCUUUGUAAAGGGUUGAAGUAUCUUCCUGAACUGUCAAUUUAUUAACGAAGCAUGGCUUGUGUUGAACAAGAUAAGCUGGGACAGGCAUUUGAAGACGCUUUUGAGGUAUUGAAGCAACAUUCAACUGGAGAUCUUCAGUACUCCCCAGAUUACAAAAAUUACCUCGCGUUCAUCAACCACUGUUCUCAUGUCAGAGGAAAUUCCAACUGCUGUGGUGUGCUGCCUGUAGAGGAACCUGUCUAUAACUGGAGAACAGUAAUAAACAGUGCUGCAGACCUCUAUUUUGAAGGAAAUAUUCAUCAAUCUCUGCAGAACAUCCCUGAAAACCAGCUAGUACAACCUGCUGUUCUCCAGCAAAAGGGAGGAAAAGGCAGGAAGAAGCUCCGACUGUUUGAAUAUCUUCAUGAAUCCCUGAGUAAUCCCGAGAUGGCAUCUUGUAUUCAGUGGGUAGAUAAAAACAGAGGCAUCUUUCAGUUUAUAUCAAAAAACAAAGAAAAACUUGCCCAACUUUGGGGAAAAAGAAAAGGCAACCGAAAGACCAUGACUUACCAGAAAAUGGCCAGAGCACUGAGGAAUUAUGGAAGGACUGGGGAAAUCACCAAAAUCCGGAGAAAGCUCACUUACCAAUUCAGCGAGGCCAUUCUCCAAAGACUUUCUCCAUCUUAUUUCUUGGAAAAGGAGAUCUUCUACUCACAGUAUGUUCAACCUGAUCAAGGAUAUCUCAGUUUAAAUAACUGGAAUGCAAAUUAUAAUUAUACAUAUGCCAAUUACCAUGAGCUAGGUCGCCCUGAUUGCUAACUAUACUCUUACAUUUCAUGAUUUCCUGGCAUCAGAAAUCCCUACAAAUUUCAGGAUUUUUUUCUUAAAGCAAAUACUGAACAGAAAAAAAACCAUUUAACUUCAUUGUUGCUAUCUUUUAUUAAAUAGCAUAAUUUACACUAACUUGGUGAGAAAUUCUGCUAGUGAACAACUUUAAAAUAAUCAAAUCCUAUUUGAAAGUAUAGACUAGAUGUCCUUGCUUUUCCUGUUGUCUAUGCAAUACUUUUUUAGAUUAACAACGCCUGUAGAGAUGAUUUGAUUUAUAUAUUCAUUUAAAUAUUAUUUUCCUGUCAUGACACUCAGACAAAAAAAAAUCACUCUAACAUAUAUCCGAUGGCUUUAGCAACAUAACAAAAAAUGAUGGCAUAUGAUGGUGUUCAUGCUAAAAUAAUUCGUGGCUUUAAAAAUUUCAGAGGCUAUCUAUACUGAGCCUAUAUUUUCUUGGCACUUCAGACCUCAUGAUCUGUAACCUUGUGGCGCUAAAGAGACCAUGGGCUAAGGAAAAUCCCACCUACCUUAAUGAUAAUAAAACUCCGAAGCUUACACUUCC